This is a messenger RNA of Diabrotica virgifera virgifera (western corn rootworm), 504 nucleotides long. RefSeq lists its product as uncharacterized. The transcript is spliced from 3 exons. Bases 131 to 451 code for a protein of 106 amino acids. NCBI's taxonomy places the organism in Eukaryota, Metazoa, Arthropoda, Insecta, Coleoptera, Chrysomelidae. The record is from RefSeq and is a predicted model, not a curated record.
UUUGUUUUACAUAUUGAUUAAAUACACAUUGUAGUUAAAAUAACCAUCUAAAGACUAAUUCUAAAUUUACCUCUGACAGAAACAAGAGGUGGUCUAGAGUACUAUACUCAAAAAGAUACAUAUAUUCAUAAUGUUCCAGUUUAUAUCAUUACUUUUAAUUAUAAGUUUAUACAAUGUUAGUGCAACGGUUACACAGCAUGGAUGCAGGGAAAAUAACAUUGAUAUUAAUCGUUUCAUUUCUCCUGGUGAAACAUGCGCGGAAAUAACCUGUGCUGUUGGUGGUAUUACUAUAAAGGGUUGUCCACAAUAUGGCGUUUUACCACCAAACUGUGUUAUUGGAUCGUCCAAAGAAGACAGACAGUUCAGAAACUUUCCCGAUUGUUGUCCACUAGUUUAUUGUGGAGGGAUAAUUGUUACACCUAAAUUUACUGUAAGAACAUUGUCCUUGUGAUAAUUCUGCGAACAAUAUGAAAAGUUGAAAAAUAAAAUAAUAUUCAGUACAAA